Messenger RNA from Medicago truncatula (barrel medic), 1648 nucleotides. RefSeq names its product clp protease adapter protein ClpF, chloroplastic. Gene Ontology annotation, molecular function: DNA binding; protein binding. The record is from RefSeq and is a predicted model, not a curated record. NCBI's taxonomy places the organism in Eukaryota, Viridiplantae, Streptophyta, Magnoliopsida, Fabales, Fabaceae. The transcript is spliced from 9 exons. The coding region runs from base 246 to 1247 and encodes 333 amino acids.
UUGAAGAAAUGUUAUAAUAAAAUUUUAGAAGUAUAAAAUAUACAGAUAUAUUUUGGCACUUGAUUUCCUUGCUUCUGUUGUGUGACUGGGAAACCAUCGACGCUUUUGGAAAUCUUCUGCUCCUGCUUCUUCUUUUUCUGUUACCAACCUUUUCGCGGAACAUUCUCUUCAGAAAAGGGUAAAUUUGUGUUUCCCAUUUUUGGUUGAGAAACUGAAACAAACAUUAUUCUUUGGAUUCACAAAAAAUGGUGCAAGGUGUGUCAUUGAGCACACUAGCAACCUGUGGAAAGAGCAGAAUCUAUGGUUCACCCUUUGAGCCAUUUAAACAAUCACAUAUUACAUCUUCCACUGGAAAACACUUGGUUUGGAACAAGUGUGUGAAGAGUUUAGUCUUUAUUGGGUACCCUUUUGCGUCGAGGCAAAGAAGUGGUUUUAAGGUAGAAGCUGGAUGGAUGUUUAGAGGUGGAGAACAAGAGUUGGAUGCAAGUGUAGAGCAGAGUGAAAGUGCGAACGAAGAUAUCUUGAUGUUCUUUUUUCAACUGGAUUUAGCAACAAGAGUGCAGUGUGCUUUAAACAUGGAAGAGUAUGACAUUGCAAAGCAGCUGCGAAACAAACUUACCGAGGUUGAAGAAGAGGUAAUUAAGCAAAAACAAUCAAAAAGGGGAAUGUCUUCAAAAAGUGAAGCUCAAGAUAAAGCUCUAAGUGUUAUACGUCUUCGUUCAGAUCUUCAGAGUGCUAUCGAGAAUGAAGAUUAUGCCUUGGCUGCUAAAUUACGUGAUGAAAUUUCCAAACUUGAAGCAGAGUCUCUUGCUGCAUCAGCUAAAGCUUUGGCACAUGAAAAUGCACAAUAUGUCUUCCGCUUGGGGCAGAAAGUAAAGCAUAAAAUGUUUGGCUAUAGAGCUAUAAUCGUAGGAAUGGAUCCAGUAUGCAGUGAAUCAAGUUCAUGGAUGGAAAAUGCACAAGUUAAGAAGUUGUCGCGUGGUACCGCUCAACCGUUUUAUCAGGUUCUUGUUGAUGUGCGUGCUGAGCCAGAUCUACUGGUGGCAUAUGUUGCAGAGGAAAAUCUUUUAGUACCUGACAAAGCAGACAAAGGAAGAUUUGAUCACCCCUACAUGUCUUUUCUGUUCUAUGGAAUGGAUUCAGCUGGAGAUUUCAUCCCUAUUAAGCAACUUCGGGAGAAGUACAAUAAACCGCGCCAUGAAAUACCCUUUGACCCACCAACCGAUGAAGAUAGUGGAAAAUCUUAAAUUACUUAUGUGAGACUAUGUGCAAUGUUCAUACCAACUUCUGGUGAUUGGGAUUGAAAAUCUUGAUAUGAUAUAUCGAAAGAAUCGAUUGAAUUGCCAUGGAGAAAAGUAGAAAACUUAAGGACCAAAAAGCAUUCCUUGUGUUGCUUGUGCAAUGAUGGCUACCUCACCUCUCUAUAAGGUUACUCACAUUGCAUUUUGUUGUAUAAGUUUAAAUUUUGUAUGAUUUAAUCUGUAGUGAAGGUAUUGAUUACUCAACCCUGCCUUCAUCAUAUGUCUGUACAUAAAGUUGAUGAGAAAAGGUUACCUCCUAUUUCCAUCCUAAAAUGGGAGAGGUUGUGUUUAUAAUUGAGCAAUAGUCUAUGCAAAUAAAUAUUGUUUAGUUACUGCAAGUUAGUAUA